Achroia grisella is the source of this 3057-nucleotide messenger RNA. It is a transcript of the gene Mps1, whose product is annotated as dual specificity protein kinase TTK. Gene Ontology annotation, molecular function: protein serine/threonine kinase activity; ATP binding; protein serine/threonine/tyrosine kinase activity. The transcript is spliced from 6 exons. Lineage: Eukaryota; Metazoa; Arthropoda; Insecta; Lepidoptera; Pyralidae. The coding region runs from base 118 to 1884 and encodes 588 amino acids. Gene Ontology annotation, biological process: protein localization to kinetochore; meiotic spindle assembly checkpoint signaling; mitotic spindle assembly checkpoint signaling. Gene Ontology annotation, cellular component: spindle; nucleus; kinetochore. The record is from RefSeq and is a predicted model, not a curated record.
CUUUGAGUUCAACGGUAUUACAAAUUUGUUAUUUUGUGUUUCGUAAAUUACAUUAGCUUCAAAAUGUGUGACUUUUGAGCAGUUUUUAUGGUUAAAUGUCCGAACUAAUCUGAAAUCAUGGGCAGCAAUACGGAAUCAACUUCAAACAGCAUCAAAUUUGCUCCAAUGCCUAUGUCGGCACUGUUGGCCAAUUUGAUGCCUUUACAAAAGACAGAUAGUCCUGACGCGAGUUUUGCUUCUGACGAUGAGAGUGAUAGCUCCUGUGGUGAAACCGUAGCGAAGAAACCAACACAGAAAAACCUUUGUAAAGAAUUCCGAACACCAAAUAUAAAAUCAUCUAAGUUUGAAGAUAUUAAAGCUUUCGCAUCGGAAAAGAAAGUUCCCGUUGAUCACAACAAAGAGAAUGUGCAUGAGGACUGGAUUUCCAAUCGGACUUACCCAAACAAAGACAAUCAUAGUGUUAAAAGUGCGCAGAAAAGUGCUACCAAUGAUGUGUACCCAAGUGUAGAUAAUAUGAAGCGCAGUGUACUCAUGCCGCACAAUAACAACUUAAAGGUUCCCCCAGUAAUGAAAAUUAAUUCGGCACAUAAGAAAACACCUGACAUAAUAAAGGCACCAAACAGUGUACAAAAAACAAAAACUGCUACACCCAAAAUAAAGUCGGGCAUCCGGAAAUUCACUCCAGGAUCGGGGAGAUUAAGUCAUAAGAAAACUCCACAACAAGGUCUCGUUCACAACAGAGAUAAAGUGAGAUGUGAGUUGUUUACACAGAAUCCACCAAAGGAGGAGCCGUGUCCACCUCCGAGACAGGAGAUGGUGCCAGUGCCGGUACCAGAGACACCAAUAAACCGUAAACAAAUGCCUGCUUCAUAUGUUGCCACACCAUCAUAUCCACAAGGAGUUAUGGGCAAUAAUUCUAAAGUACUAUUUAAGACCACUAGUAUAAAAGACAAAAAGUACAUGUUUAUAAAGAAACUGGGCACUGGUGGGUCCAGUGAAGUGUACAAGGUACUCGAAGUGGGCACAUCUUGUGAGUAUGCAGUGAAGUGUGUGUACCUGGCCACUGACCAGGACCUGGCGCAGGGCUACAUCAACGAGGUGCGGCUCCUGCGCGAAUUACAGAACUCGGACAGGGUCAUACGAUUAUAUGAUUAUGAAUAUGACCGCACCAAUCAGUUCUUGCGAAUGGUGCUGGAGGUAGGCGAAACGGACUUGUCGUCGUUCCUGAAGGCGCGCGGCACCGGGUUGCCGCCCGCCCUCGUACUGCACUACUGGGAGGAGAUGCUGCACGCCGUACACUACAUCCAUGAACAUGGCGUCAUUCACGCUGACUUGAAGCCAGCUAAUUUCCUCUUGGUGUGCGGGCGGCUUAAGCUAAUCGACUUUGGGAUCGCAUCGGCCAUCAGCGGUGAUGCGACGAGUGUGGUGCGCUCACAGGCCACCGGCACGUACUCCUACAUCAGCCCUGAGGCGCUAAUGGGCGGCGCAGGCGGAUACGGAGUCUCUACUGGUGAUGGAAAUGCACCUAUUAAGAUCUCGUUCCGGUCGGAUGUGUGGUCGUUGGGCUGCAUCCUGUACAGCAUGAUUUAUGGGCGCACGCCUUUCGGCCAUAUUCCUAACCUCGCGAAACUCGCUGCCAUUCUCGACCCCAAUCAUAGGAUCGACUAUCCGCCCGUUGAACACCUCCCUCCAUCACUGGUUGCGGCGCUGAAAUGGUGCCUGACGUACAACGCGCGGGCGCGGCCCUCAGUUCGCGAGUUACUGCGGUUGCCGUACUUGCAGCCUGCCACCGGACGGUCGCCGCUGCCGUCCGCGCUUCUAGACAAACUACAGCCGCAUGUUACACCACAGGAGUACCGACUACUGCAGAGGGCGCAACUGUAACGGUUACUAAGUUGUGAAUGUUUGAAAACAUGGGUCUGUAAAUUGAAAGUUAAAUUUCAUGUUGUGGCCCGCAUUGCAAUGUCUACGAUAAAAAUAAUUCAUUCCAAACACGGGUUUGUCGAUAGAGUUCAAUUCCAUUACUUAUUAACCAAUUAAAAAAUCAAUAUAAAUGUUUUAAAAUUAUUAUAACAUGUAUAUUCGUAUUUUUUGGAAUGAAAGUACUUUUUAAACUGAUCUGUCGGUGAAGGCUAUGAGAGUAAAAAAUGAUUUGAUAACUAUCCAUGAUUAAUAUGAAUUAUAGCAAUAUGUCAUGUACAUAAUCUUUGAUUAUGCCAAAGUCUUACAGUCUGAAUUUAUACUGUAAAUAUGUAUAAAAUAUCAUUUAUUUAAAAAUAGGGAUGUGACACAAAUGUUGUUAUAAUAAUUUCAGUACACUAAUAGUUUCGGUACGCUAUAGCUUAAUAUAUUAAAAUUAAAUUUGAAACUUUCAAAUAUAAUAACAUUGCUUGCCUUUACUUCCGCUAACAACAUAAAACAACCACCAACCAUGAAUAGUAGAAUUAUGUAACUAAUUUUAUAUUGAUGUACAAUAAUUAUUAAAUUAAGUAUAUGAAUUGAUGAAAUAACUAUUUCAUAAUUUUAUCUGUAUUCAGAUCUCCAGCUCUACUCGGGAGUCUCAUCUCAAUACCGAUUCUAACUCAAUUCAGUUUUAUAUAUAUUAAAAGAAUUCGAAAAUAAACAGAAUUAAUCAUUUACACUGUCGAUUUACAACGAAAUCGGAACCAAAUAUGGUGCAACAGAUUUCAAUCUCAAUUGAUCGGAAUUGGUCUUAAGAGUAGAUUCUAGAGAUUCUUUAUGGUCAAGAUAUGAUAUGAUAUAUGGCAGUAGAACCAUAUGCCGCCUUCGUUAUUUUUUUAGUUACCUCCAAAAUAUGAACAAUCGUCUAUUUUAAACUCUUCCGCACACAGAAUGUGGCAUGCCUGUCUACCGGCAAUAUAAUGAUAUCAUAAUACGAUACAAAAUGUUUAUGAUCUGUAUUUCACUAUUUAUUGUCUUGGUUGGAUAUUGGCACAUAAGUGAUACAUGUAUAUUUUGAUUUUAGAUUAAUAGAUAUACAAUAAAUAUUAAUAAAUAAGCUAAUCAAAUAUGUAAUGAAUAUAUUAAUAAAAUAAU